Messenger RNA from Heterocephalus glaber (naked mole-rat), 2064 nucleotides. RefSeq names its product Ras related GTP binding B (gene Rragb). Gene Ontology annotation, cellular component: Gtr1-Gtr2 GTPase complex; lysosome; nucleus. Gene Ontology annotation, molecular function: GTPase activity; GTP binding. The record is from RefSeq and is a predicted model, not a curated record. NCBI's taxonomy places the organism in Eukaryota, Metazoa, Chordata, Mammalia, Rodentia, Bathyergidae. Gene Ontology annotation, biological process: negative regulation of autophagy; positive regulation of TORC1 signaling; cellular response to starvation.
UACCUGGGCUCCUGAAGGGCGGGUGGUUAGGUCGUAACCGCUACCAGCAAACUCACCUAGACGGCCAGUCUCCGCAGCUACCAGCCAGAGGAGCCGUUCCCUGUUUAUGGCCUACAGCAGGGUUCCGCUCUUUCUGCCGCCUCUGCCUUUGCAGUGCCCACCUCUUUGCGGGUGAAGUUACUUCUGGGUUUCCAGACCUUGUGGCGUGAGGCCCAAAAUCCGGACGAGUCCCCAACCCACCCUUUUUCCCUCUCAUCCUCUCUUACAUCACCGAAUAACUCCGCCUUUGAGCCGGCCCGCUUGGCCUUUCCUUGAGACCAGGUUCAGGGCGGUAAAGAUAUCCGCGGCGAAAGCGGCCCCCAGUGGACAAAGAAGGAGGAAAGAACAGAGCUGGCGUAAGGGCCACAGGCCAUGAGAAUAGGCAGUUAAGGGGGGGUGGGUGGUGAACAAGGACAAAUAGAGUACUGCGGAUUUAGAAGGGCCCGGAAAGGACUUGUUGCACGAUGGAAGAAUAUGACUCUGAGAAAAAGAUGGAGAAUGAAAAUCUAGGGCCAAGAAUGGAUCCUCCACUAGGGGAACCGGAAGGAUCGCUUGGGUGGGUGCUACCAAAUACAGCCAUGAAGAAAAAGGUGCUGUUGAUGGGUAAAAGUGGGUCUGGUAAGACCAGCAUGAGAUCUAUUAUCUUUGCAAAUUAUAUUGCCAGAGACACACGUCGCCUUGGUGCAACAAUACUAGACCGUUUACAUAGUCUUCAAAUUAAUAGCAGUUUGAGCACCUACUCUCUCGUAGACUCUGUUGGAAAUACAAAAACAUUUGAUGUGGAGCAUUCUCAUGUUCGAUUUCUGGGAAACUUGGUGUUGAACCUAUGGGAUUGUGGUGGGCAAGAUACUUUCAUGGAAAAUUAUUUCACUAGCCAACGGGACAACAUCUUCCAAAAUGUGGAGGUUCUAAUUUAUGUCUUUGAUGUGGAAAGCCGUGAACUUGAAAAGGACAUGCACUAUUAUCAAUCAUGCCUAGAGGCUAUUCUGCAGAACUCUCCAGAUGCCAAAAUUUUUUGCUUGGUACACAAAAUGGAUCUGGUACAAGAGGAUCAACGGGACUUGAUUUUUAAAGAGCGAGAAGAAGAUCUGAGGCGUUUGUCUCGCCCAUUGGAAUGUUCUUGUUUCCGAACAUCAAUUUGGGAUGAAACUCUUUAUAAGGCUUGGUCCAGCAUUGUUUAUCAGCUGAUUCCCAAUGUUCAACAAUUGGAAAUGAACCUAAGAAAUUUUGCUGAAAUUAUUGAAGCUGAUGAAGUACUUCUAUUUGAGAGAGCUACUUUUCUGGUGAUUUCUCAUUAUCAGUGUAAAGAUCAGCGAGAUGCCCAUAGAUUUGAGAAAAUCAGCAACAUUAUUAAGCAAUUCAAACUGAGUUGCAGCAAACUGGCUGCCUCUUUUCAGAGUAUGGAAGUCAGAAACUCUAAUUUUGCUGCUUUCAUUGACAUCUUCACAUCUAACACUUAUGUGAUGGUAGUGAUGUCUGAUCCAUCCAUUCCUUCCGCAGCUACUCUGAUCAACAUCCGAAAUGCCAGGAAGCACUUUGAAAAGCUGGAAAGAGUGGAUGGACCAAAGCAGUGUCUUCUCAUGCGCUAAACAUUGCUGAUAUUGUUUCACACAGAAAUUCAAACACUGUAUCAUAAUUAAUUUUAAUGUUGUAUUCAUAUAUGUAGGCUCUCUCUGAAAUGUGAUGCCUACCACUUGUAUUUCUUCUUUACUCUCCAGUCUUAACCAUUAAUGUAGAAUGCUAUUUACUCAAAUAGCCAGUGAGGAGUUAGAAGAUGAGCUGUCCAUGACAUUGGUGUAACAUAAAAAUAGGUGAGAUAUGUAAGUGUUCUGAUAACACUGUUCUAAAAGUGUGUAAGUGUUGUGAUAGCCUGGUUCCAAUAGUUGUGUAUGCUAAAGCCUUUCCAGCAUCCUCUUGUAUUCCUUAUCAAAUAGUAACUUAUAAGUUUAGAAAAUUACUGUUUUCUCAGCAUGCAUUAAAAAUAUUCCUUAGCUUUAAUUAUAAAUAAACUUUUGCUCUUAGGGA